Jatropha curcas is the source of this 780-nucleotide messenger RNA. Its product is annotated as Ribosomal protein L34e superfamily protein. Gene Ontology annotation, molecular function: structural constituent of ribosome. Gene Ontology annotation, biological process: translation. NCBI's taxonomy places the organism in Eukaryota, Viridiplantae, Streptophyta, Magnoliopsida, Malpighiales, Euphorbiaceae. Gene Ontology annotation, cellular component: ribosome. The record is from RefSeq and is a predicted model, not a curated record.
ACCGUAGGAUCUAGGGCGACAAUCACUGAAAAUAAAGUCGCUUUUAUAUCCUCACUCCAUCGUCCAAAACCCUUCUUCUCUGCUUCAGCCUCCGCGUUGCCAAGCAGCAUCCACACUCUAAACCCUAGGAGAGAGAGUGGGAGAGGGAGAAUAAAAAAAAUGGUUCAGCGGCUCACAUAUCGGAAACGGCACAGCUAUGCCACGAAGUCGAACCAGCAUCGGGUCGUCAAAACUCCCGGAGGAAAGUUGGUUUACCAGACCACAAAGAAGAGAGCUAGUGGCCCUAAAUGCCCUGUUACUGGCAAGAGGAUUCAAGGGGUUCCUCACUUGAGACCUGCUGAAUAUAAGAGGUCAAGAUUGUCAAGAAACAGGAGGACUGUGAAUCGGGCUUAUGGUGGUGUAUUGUCUGGUGGUGCUGUCAGAGAAAGGAUUAUUCGUGCCUUUCUGGUUGAAGAGCAAAAGAUUGUGAAAAAGGUCUUGAAGAUUCAAAAGGCAAAGGAAAAGCAAGCCUCAAGAAGUUGAGAUAGAAAUGUCCAGUGAUUUGGAGGAUUUGUCGAAACAGCCAAUGUUAGUGAUUCAUGGAAAAUAUUAAGGGGAUCCCAAUUCGAAUAUGUAUUUUGUUUUGGCUCUUGUGAACCAUGGUUUCUUAGCUUUGUCCACAAAUUAUGCUGCAAUUUUGUUCCGCUUUAUCAUUUCUCUGUUGUGCUGUCUUGAACUAUUUGCUUGGAUGACUGUGCAAUGACAUAUUUCUUGGAUACUGCAAUUACUUUGUUCUAUUAA